GUAUUAAACUUAUUAAAGCUUUGGAAACGUGUUGACGAACGUUUUGCGCGGUCGUGCGUAAUUUAACAAGUGUAGGCGACCAAUUAAAACAAGUCUGGAGUCCAAUUAAACGCGCCCUUUGGCUAACUUUUGUCCCCAACGUGGCUAGUAGCUUGACGCAUGUGCCGGCCAGCCUACAACUUGUUGGUUUGAUGCUGGUUUGACUGUUUGAGGUGCAGCAGAAUUGGAUGUUUCCAGGAUUCAAUGGCGACCUCGGUGGAGUUGUGUACACAGUUCUGUUGUUGAUAUUAGACAUGAGAGUAACACGUGGCUUGGAUGGGACUUACCACGUCAUGAUUGUGGAGGAAACAGCUGGAAGGGCCACAAUAUAAUGGACAUGCUGUAGCUCACAGCGAGGCUCAUUGGGACCAGCUUGGAUCCAGUGGAGUUCCAAAGGUUCCAGUCGCGCUCCGGGCUCCCGCCAUGGACUUCUUUAGUGACCCCACCCUCUUUGUUGGAGGUCUGGACGGGCUGGACGAGGAUGUCUUCCCCUCAGCGCCAUCGCUUGUGGACGAGCUAAACCUCACCGCUGACUUUGAGCCCCUUCAAGUUGAGCCUCUAGACCCGGGGAAGCACCAAGACGUGAUGCCACCAGUUGCCACCCAACAAGCCAUGCCUGCUUACAGUCAGCAGAUGAGUCACUACAUUGGCAUUAAGGCACAGGCCCCUAUGGGGCAGCCUUUUUCUGGUCCUGGGGGCCCAGGUGGUGGUGGCGGAGGUGGUGGCAUGAUUGCAGACCAACAUGGCCAGUACCAUAAUGCUGCCAUAAGCCAAGCACCUCAAUCCAAUGGGCUGUUCUGUAACAGUAGCAGUCCAAUGUGGAGCGACCAAGACCAGAACGGGAAUAUGUACCACCCCUUAUCUCAACAGCAACAACAGCUUUGUCAUCAGCAGCAGCAACAACUGCACAACCAGCAACUUCAUGUCCGACAACAACAAACACAGCAGCAACAACACCACCCGUGUCAUCAACAACAACAGGAGCAGCAGCACAGAAUGCAGCAGCAGCAGCAGCUGCAACAACAGCAAAGCCAUCAGCAACAGCUGUUAAACCAGCGCCAGCACCAACAAAUUAACCCACAGGCUAUGUCCCUGCAGCAACAGCAGCAUCACAACUUCUCCUUCCACCAGGGAGGUCAAUCUCAGAGCCAACAGCAAGGUCACCAUACUCAGCACCAACUUACUGUAGGAGGACCAAGGUUCCAUUCAAGGGUUAUGCCAAGCAAGUCUUAUUUGGAUGGUCAAAAUGCUUCGCUGAGUGGGACUUGCUUGCAGCCACAGCAGCAGCAGCAGGGUAGCUACCAGUUGAGGAGAGGAGAUCAAGCAUUCUCUGGAUCAGGACUGGAAGCCCCUACCCUGCCCUUCCCCAUGCAUUCUUCAUCUAUGGUUCACUCCCUGCCCACAUGCUCAGUCAGUUCUGCUGCUGCUUUCCAAGCUGCUCAGUACCCUGCCUACCCUGGAGAGCCAGAAAUACCCAGUCUCAGUCAGCAGUCUUUGUCCACAGCCUCAGUGUCUAUGCCCACCACCACCACUGCCACUGCACCCCUCACUUCUACAGUGCCUGAGCUCUCGGCGACAGUAUGUCAGUUUCCAUCCGCAGCAGUCAUGAGGACCCCAGUUAGCCAGGAGGAGGAAUGUCCUUUCCGGGCGCUCCGAGAAACACAGGGAAACUGCAAGUCAUCCGAGAUGUUUGGCGAGUCUAUGAACUGCUUCUCCAGCCUGGCCAGCCAGCUGCCCUCUGAGCAGCCUCCGAGCUGCGGGGCCAUCAACACUAAUGGAUACCAAGCGUUGGGAGACAAUCUCCUGCCAUCAGAGGCUCAGGAUGGAGACUUGGAGGACCUGGAUCCUCCUGACCUCCUGCCUGACCUACUGCCGCAGCUGGAGGCUGCUCUCAGCCAACAGGAUGACUCCAACUGCUCCUGGGUCGAUUCCAGUCAAGAGGGGGGAUGUGAGCACAGGAAACCACAACCUGCUGAGUACAAGGAAGAAAAGCCUCGAAAGAACGCUAAUGGUCCCAGCAGCCAGGUCCGGGUCCUCAGCCCCCCAAUGAAGAGCAGCUCAUCGUCCUCCUCCUCUUCCUCAUCGUCUUCAUCCUCAUCCAGCUCUUCGUCGGAGAAGAGGACGCCGCGGAGGACACAUAUUCAGAUGGAGUCAGGGACACUGGACAAGCAGGAGAAGGCCAAUAGGAUAAUAUCAGAGGCCAUUGCUAAGGCCCGACAGCGCGGGGAGAAGAACAUCCCUCGAGUUAUGAGCCCGGAGAGCUUCCCCAGCUCUUCCUCACAGUACAAGCACCGCAAACGCGAGCACAAAGGAAACGGCAAGGCACGGUUUAAAGAGAAGGCCUGUAGGAAGGCCUGCAUCGUACCCUCCUCCAAACCCAAGCAGAAGGCCAAGAUCGGGAAAAUCGUCAUCAAGAUUGGGAAGAAGAAGAAGCGAAAGCCGGAGUCCUCAGAGGAGUCGGAUGAUGACCCUCCCACUCGACGCGCUUCUAAAGAUGACGACUCUAAGAGGCGAUCAAAUCGCCAGGUGAAGAGGAAGAAAUACGCUGAAGAGCUGGAGGCCAGGUUGUCAGAUGAUGAGGUCAAGGUUAUUGUCAAAGCCAAGAAAGCCAACACUGCAGCAACCAAGCAGCCUGCUGUUCAACUCUUUGUAGAGAAUCCCAGUGAAGAGGAUGCUGCUGUUGUUGACAAAAUCAUGUCUUCUCGUAUCCUCAAGAAGGAGGUUUCUCCGGGAGUGGUGGUCGAAGGGGAGGAGUUUUUUGUAAAAUACAAAAACUACUCGUACCUACACUGUGAGUGGGCCACAGAGCAGCAGCUGGUGAAGGACAAGAGGAUUCAGCAGAAGAUCAAACGUUUCAAGAUUAAACAAGCACAGAGGGCACUCUUCUUUGCAGAUAUGGAAGAGGACCCCUUUAACCCGGACUAUGUAGAGGUAGACAGAGUGCUGGAGGUGUCGUAUUGUGAGGACAAAGACACGGGAGAGGAGGUGGUGUACUACCUGGUGAAGUGGUGCUCUCUGCCUUAUGAGGACAGCACCUGGGAGCUGAAGGACGACGUAGAUCAGAGCAAGAUUGAAGAGUUUGAGCAGCUGCAGGCAGUCAAGCCAGACUCGCGGAGGACGGACCGGCCCCCGGCCAAUCUGUGGAAGAAGAGGGAUCAGUCGAGGGAAUACAUGAAUGGCAACAGCCUCAGGGACUACCAGCUAGAGGGGGUCAACUGGCUCCUCUUCAACUGGUACAACAGACGGAACUGCAUCCUGGCAGACGAGAUGGGCCUGGGGAAGACCAUCCAGUCCAUCACAUUCCUAGAGGAGAUCCUUCGCGUGGGCAUUAAAGGGCCAUUCCUCAUCAUCGCUCCGCUCUCCACCAUCGCCAACUGGGAGCGCGAGUUCCGUACUUGGACCCACCUCAAUGUCAUCGUCUACCAUGGAAGCAUGGUCAGCAGGCAGAUGCUCCAGCAGUAUGAGAUGUAUUUCAGGGAUGCACAGGGCCGUGUGAUACGAGGUGCCUACAAGUUCCAGGCUAUUAUCACCACGUUUGAGAUGAUCCUGGGAGGCUGUCCCGUACUCAACGCCAUAGAGUGGCGCUGUGUCAUCAUCGACGAGGCCCACCGCCUGAAGAACAAGAACUGCAAGCUGCUAGAGGGCUUCAAGCUCAUGAACCUGGAGCACAAGGUCCUGUUGACGGGUACUCCUCUCCAGAACACAGUGGAGGAGCUCUUCAGUCUGCUCCACUUCCUGGAGCCGGCACGCUUCCCCUCAGAACACACAUUCAUGCAGGAGUUUGGAGACCUCAAGACUGAGGAGCAGGUACAGAAGCUUCAGGCCAUCCUGAAGCCCAUGAUGCUGCGUCGGUUGAAGGAGGACGUGGAGAAGAAGUUGGCUCCUAAGGAGGAAACCAUCAUCGAGGUCGAGCUCACCAACAUUCAAAAGAAAUACUACCGCGCCAUCCUAGAGAAGAACUUCACCUUCCUGGCUAAAGGAGCUGGCCAACAUAAUAUGCCCAACCUGGUCAACACCAUGAUGGAGUUGAGAAAGUGCUGCAACCACCCCUACCUCAUCAAAGGGGCAGAAGAGAAGAUCCUAGAGGACUUCAGGGAGGUAUAUAGCCCCACUGCCAUGGACUUUCACCUGCAGGCUAUGGUGCAGUCUGCCGGGAAGCUAGUCCUUAUUGACAAACUGCUGCCCAAGAUGAAGGCCGGAGGACACAGGGUGCUCAUCUUCUCCCAAAUGGUGCGCUGCCUGGACAUCUUGGAAGACUACCUCAUUCAGAGAAGGUACUUGUAUGAGAGAAUAGAUGGACGUGUUCGUGGGAACCUACGUCAGGCAGCUAUCGACCGCUUCAGUAAACCCGACUCAGAACGCUUCGUUUUCCUUCUGUGCACAAGAGCCGGCGGCCUGGGAAUAAACCUCACAGCAGCAGACACCUGCAUCAUCUUCGACUCAGACUGGAACCCGCAGAACGACCUGCAGGCCCAGGCUCGCUGCCAUCGAAUCGGUCAGAACAAGGCCGUGAAGGUGUACCGUCUGAUCACCAGGAACUCGUACGAGCGAGAGAUGUUUGAUCGUGCCAGCCUCAAGCUGGGUCUGGACAAAGCAGUGCUGCAGAGCAUGAGUGGCCGAGAUAACAGCCUGGGAGGAGGCGCCCCCGGGGGUGGGGCCGUGCCGCAGCAGCAGCUGUCUAAGAAGGAGAUUGAGGAUCUGUUGCGGCGAGGUGCGUACGGGGCCAUCAUGGACGAGGAGGAUGAAGGGGCCAAAUUCUGUGAGGAGGACAUCGAUCAGAUCCUCCAGCGCAGGACAAAGACCAUCACCAUCGAGUCUGAGGGACGAGGAUCCACCUUUGCUAAGGCCAGUUUUGUGUCGUCCGGAAACCGCACAGACAUCUCUCUGGAUGACCCCAACUUCUGGGACAAAUGGGCCAAAAAGGCCGACGUUGAUAUGGAAAUGGCCAACGGCAGAAACAGCUUGGUUAUUGACACUCCUCGUGUCAGGAAGCAGACGAGGCCGUUCAGCGCCACCAAGGACGAGCUGGCAGAGCUUUCAGAGGGCAACAGCGAAAGUGACGACACCAAACCUAAGCUCAGGCGAAACCACGACCGCCUCAACAGCUAUGGACGCACAGAGUGCUUCAGGGUAGAGAAGAACCUGCUGGUUUAUGGGUGGGGUCGUUGGAAGGAUAUUCUAACCCACGGGCGUUUUAAGAAGCAGCUGACAGAGAGGGACGUGGAGUCCAUCUGCAGGGCCCUGCUGUCUUACUGCCUGGUCCAUUACCGUGGCGAUGACAAAAUCAAAAGCUUCAUGUGGGACCUGAUCGCCCCUACCGAGGACGGACGCGCCAAAGAACUGCAAAAUCACCUCGGUUUGUCUGCUCCAGUCCCUCGGGGCAGAAAGGGUAAAAAGAUGAAGAUCCAGUCCAGCUCUUUUGACAUCCACAAAGCCGAGUGGCUCAGGAAACACAACCCAGAGCACAUGCUUCAGGACGACGGCUACAAGAAACACCUCAAACACCACUGCAACAAGGUGCUGCUCCGGGUCAGAAUGCUCUACUACCUGAAACAAGAGGUGAUAGGAAGCCAGGCCCCGAGGGUGCUAGACGGCGUGGACUCCAGCGAUAUAAAGAUCUGGGUGCCAGACCCCGACCAUUCGGAGCUGCCAGCCUUGUGGUGGGAUGCCAUCGCUGACAAGUGUCUGCUGCUGGGCGUCUAUAAGCAUGGUUAUGAAAAGUACAACACUCUCCGUGCCGACCCUACCCUGUGCUUCCUAGAGCGCGUGGGACGACCAGAUGAGAAGGCCAUCGCCGCCGAACAGAGAGGCAACGAUUUCAUGGAUGGGGAUGUGGAUGACCCAGAGUACAAGCCUGCUCCAGCCCUGCUGAAAGACGAUAUGGAGGAUGACGCCUCCUCUCCUGGAGACUUGGUCGUCACUGACAACGCCGGAGACGCAGUUCCAGUGACAGAAGGUCAGACAACCUACUGGCCGUCACCGUCGGUGCUGACAGCCAGGCUGAGGCGACUGAUCACAGCCUCUCAGCGCUACACCAAGAGCCGGCAGAUCCUCCAGAUCCACCAGACCCAGGCUCCGUCUCCCUCGACCAUGAUACUGUCUCCUCCACUAUGCCCGCUGCCCCCCACACUCAACGACACCCUCAACCCCAAGAUGGUUGCUAAGAUCGAACGGCAACAAAGAUGGACAAGGCGAGAAGAGGCUGACUUCUACCGCGUGGUCUCCACUUUUGGUGUCGUUUUCGACCCGAACCUUGGCCGGUUCGACUGGACCAAGUUCAGGGCCAUGGCUCGGCUGCACAAGAAGACUGACGAGAGCCUGCAGAAAUACCUGUGUGCUUUUACCGCCAUGUGCCGAAGAGUGUGUCGCCUGCCACCAAAGGAGGGAGACUCCGCGGUGGACUCGUCUCUGAACAUCCAGCCCAUCACAGAGGAGCGAGCGUCUCGCACACUCUACAGAGUAGAGUUGCUUCGCCAGGUGAGGGAACAAGUCCUUCGUCAUCAGUUACUCUACGAGCGCCUGCCGUUGUGCCAGAUGAGCUCCGACUUGCCCGUCUGGUGGGAGGCCGGCAACCAUGACCGUGACCUGCUAAUCGGAGCCGCCAAGCACGGCGUCAGCCGCACAGAUUACCACAUUCUGAGAGACCCUGAGCUCAGCUUCAUGGCUGCCCAGCGCAACUACAGCCAAACGAAAGCUGCGCAGCAGCAAUCGCGCACAUCCACCCCGCUCCUACACCCUCAGUGCCAGGCCGCCAGCUCUGUGUUGACUGGCUCUCCGCUACCUCCGCUCGCCCAGAGAGACGCAGAGCCCAGUGGGGUUGUUCCCAAAGUGGAGCCAGCCUCAGAGGGGGAGGAGGGCCGGGAGAAGCAAGUGGAGAGUUGGAGCCCUCCUCGAGCACCAGCUACACCCACGGGUCUAGAGGAGAAGCCUGUGAUUGAUGCGAGGGAAAAAGAGAGGCAGAUGGUGGCGGCACGAACCAAACCUCUCACACCCAACUCCUCUGAGAGGAAACACAAGAAGUCCAGCAAGAAGAGCCGCAGGGAGGCUCGGCGUGGCUCAGAGUCCGACUCAGAUGGCUCCUCCUCAAGCUCUUCAUCACGCUCCUCUUCCUCCUCCUCAUCCUCCUCUUCUUCCUCAUCACAUUCCGGGUCCAGCUCCUCCUCUUCUUCGUCGUCUUGCUCCUCUGGCUCUUCGUCAUCGUCGUCCUCCUCCUCAUCUUCUUCUGAUGACACUGAAAGUGAGGGAGAAGAAGGGAAGAAGAAAGUGGCUGCAGCAACAAGUGUAAAGGGCUUUGAUGAGGACAGCGUGGCGUCUCUGAGCGCGACGCAGGAUGAAACCCAAGACACGCAUGCUGCCGAGAAUGGCAUCAACAACAAUUCCUCACAUCCUUUCCAGGGAGGAGGGUACAUGCUCGCUGCAUCCUACUGGCCAAAGGAUCGCGUGAUCAUCAACCGCCUGGACAGCAUCUGCCAGGCGGUGCUAAAGGGCAAGUGGCCGGGGACGCGUCGUGUCUACGAGCCCGGAGGCGCAGUGGCCUCCUUCUACACCACCAAGCUGCUGGACAACGCCAACAGCCUCUCCGAGGACCCCUCUGCCUCACCACAGGGGUCAAAGGUGACCAAGCAUGUUGCAGAAAACAAGGAAUUCUCAGUAAAACUCAACGAUCAGGAGGGAGGUCUGAAGUUGACCUUCCAGAAACAAGGUCUACCUCUGAAGAGGCCCCUGGAGUCGGAGGAGGGCCCCCAGGCCCAGCAGCAGUACCUGGCCCGGCUUCAUGAGCUGCAGAGCGCCUCGGACACCGGCCUGGCUGACAUGACCAAGCCUCAGUGCAGCUUCCAGACUGUGCCUCCAGGUCUUACAGGUCAGAUGAGGCUGAACGGAGUACUAGAUGGCCAGCCAGUGGUUAAGAGGCGGAGGGGAAGGAGGAAGAACGUGGAGGGGAUGGACCUGCUCUUUAUGAACAGGAGUAGAGUCCCUGCUGUUCCUGAACAGGUGCCUCCAGGGUGGGGCGGUAUCGGCCAGGUGGGCAUGGCUGUGGCCCCUGUGGCAGGCUUCAGCCAGAGCUCCAGUCAGGUCCCCGAAGACACCGACUCCAGGGUCCCUGUCAUCAACCUCAAAGACGGCACCCGGCUCGCUGGGGAUGACGCUCCCAAGAGGAAAGAUAUAGAGCAAUGGCUAGCAGAGCACCCUGGCUUUGUGGCAGACACAGGAGCCUUUAUCCCGGGUGUAAAUAAGAUGCAGAUGCAGUUCCACUUCCAGGACGGUCGGCCCAAGCAGAAGAGGCACCGCUGCAGGAACCCCAACAAGAUUGACGUGAACAGCCUGACCGGAGAGGAAAGGGUCCAGAUCAUCAACAGGAGGAAUGCACGCAAGGUUGGUGGGGCCUUUGCUCCUCCUCUGAAGGAUCUGUGCCGGUUCCUUCAGGAGAACCCCGAGUACGGAGUCCCACCUGAAUGGGCUGAUGUUGUCAAACAGUCGGGUUACCUCCCAGAGAGCAUGUUUGACAGGAUCCUGACGGGACCCAUCGUUCCUGAGGAGGUGAGCCGGCGUGGACGUCGACCUAAGAAUCCUCUGGCUAAGGCGGCAGCGGCGGCGGCGACGGCAGCAGCAGCUGCAUCAGCGCCCAACCCAGCAACCCUGGGCCUGAAUCCGCUGCUGGCCAACGGCCUCCUCUCUGGAAUGGACCUGACCAGCCUGCAGGCCUUCCAGCAAAACCUCCAGAGCUUACAGUCCCUGCAGCUCACCGCUGGCCUGAUGGGGCUGCCGUCCGACGCUAGCAACCUGGCCGCGAGCAACUUAGCUGCCAUGUUUCCCAUGAUGCUGUCUGGUAUGGGCGGAUUGCCAAACCUGCUCGGCAUGAGCAGCUUGCUCGGGAAACCCGCUCUGGAGGGCGCGGGAGGCUUCGAGGAGAAGACAAAGGGAACCUCCAGCAGUGCAGCGGGAGAGCCGUCUGCCUCUAAAGCCCCCUCUCACACCUCAGACACCAAAGGAGAAAGGACAGAGGGGUCGAACACGACUCCUUCCUCUACUUCCAGCUCCACUUCCUCUGCCACCGCCCCACAAAGUGCUUCAGCUGCCUCCGCAGCCUCCAGUCACCCACUGUCUCUUAACCCCUUGUUACUCUCCAGUAUGCUUUACCCAGGGAUGCUUCUCACUCCAGGCCUUAACCUCCCUGUGUCUGCCACACAGCCGCAGAGCUCAAACAGUGACCCCACCCUUCCUCCCGCUCGUCCUCCUCCGCCUGCCGUCGCCCAAUCGUCGCCAGGGGAGAUGGAGCGGCUAGCGGCAGAGAGGGACGGAGAAGAGGACGACGAGGCAUUAGAAGACGAAGAAGAAGACGAAGAGGACUCAGCGGAACAAAAGGAGAACAGUGGUCCUGAAGGUUCGGGGAAAGCUGAGUCAUCUUCAUCAGAGUCUGGGAGUUCUUCUUCAUCAGACGAUUCAGACUCCAGUGAUUAGGACUGAACCUAUGAAUAUAUAAUUAUAAAUUUAUUUAUGUAUCGCCUAGAAAUGUAUACAUAUAUUCACAUAUAUAUGGAUUUUCCAGCACUUAUGUUACGAUUUCUUUACAUGUAAAUACAAGAACUAACUAAAAUGUUGUGUAAUAAAGACUACAAAAACCUUAUAAAAAAAAAAACAGGAAAAACUGACUUAAAAAGAACUGAAAUAAAAUGUCAGUGUUUGUUCACAAGGUACAGUCUUGUUUUGAGACAUUUUGCAUGUCAGACUUUAGUAGAAUUCUGAACUCUGUGAACCACAAUUAUGUACAAUUGCAACAAAAAAACGGCAUUAUUGUAAUUAUGUCAGGAUUUAAUUUUAUUAAAAAAGUGAAACUACAUCAACAUGCUCGUUGAGCUGUACUAUUAAUAUAUUUUGAUUGUCGGGGGUUGGGGGAAAUGACACUUGACAAACACUUUCUCGUGUAAAUAGUCGGUACUUUUACAGGUUCGUUGACACUUAUGCUUUGCAGAUCAUACGUUGGAUAUGUCAGCAAUAACUUGGGCAGCUAAUGAAUGUCACUGAAGCUGUAGAUUCUCUGUCUGCCAUGUUCCACGCCAGUGCAUAAGUCACGCCGCCUCACUUACCUGUCACUAUCACGUUGAGUUCAUUUCUGCGUUAGUUCACAUCAUUUUUGAUUUAACCGAAUUACCUGAAGCUCCUGCUUUAAUAUCUCUUUGAUUAGGGGGGGAAAAAUCUGUGGAAGUAUUAUUUUUCCGGCUUAAAUCUGUCAAAAUGGAUCAUAAGUCAAUUAUCUGCUGUCAUUUCCUUUUAAAGGUUUAAUUUUUCAUAUCUAAUUUUCGAAUCUCCUCAUCACCUUACAAACAUGUCUCAACAUGUCCAAGGCGCACUUUAGCUACUCACAGUCGGCAUACACGUUCGCUUGCACAUCUGUUGAUUUUAACUACAGUGUCAGAGUCUAAUAAACUCCUUUAGCUGUGGGGGUGGGGGACAGAAAACAACCUUUAACUGUGUGCCAAAAACUGCCCUUUGACCCUUGGAGGUCCUGAUUUGUGGUCUCUGCGUAGAAGAGGAAUUCAGGAUUAUAGAUGACAUGGAUAUUAUUACCCCGGCAUAUUUGACUGCAUCUUACCUCAACCGUGCUAGAUGGAUUGGCUUCACUGUGCAGAUGUACAUGUGCAUGGGUGUGUUUUCUUGCUGUCCAUGUACGUUAUGUCCUUGUUUCUGCUGGAAUGUGUGCGUCAGAGGCCACAUUUUUUUAAUGAGAGCUUCCACUGUGUUGUUUUCUUUGGCUGGACUCCUCUCACCUGGUAUCUCCUGCUUCCAGAACUUUCCAGUCUGAAUGUUGUGUAUUAAGGAGGGGGCCUUGCAAAGCUACGACCAGUAGAAAACUAAAGUGUUGUUGACCUUCAAACACAUCUCAUUAGGAGGAAAUUACAGUCCUUUUGGAUUCUGUGUUGCAUGACCGCCUGUCUACCAAAGUCUUACACGGCACAAGCACAAAAUAGUUCGAAUCCUCGCUAAGAUUGUAGUCUUUGAUUGAGUAUUACAUUGUACGCAGUGCCAGACGGGUUUUGCUUCAGGAAGGGCUAAAUAAUAGCAGCUUGUGUCGCUGGGAGUUUGGUUGUGUGUAUUUCACGUUGUCUCGACUCUGUUCUGCUGUUGAAUGGAGCUUCGGCUAGAUGUAGAAGUGCCCUUAUCCUGUACCUCACGCUCUCAUUCGAUUCUGUCUGACAACCAAUAUUUCUGCUCCGUGUCCACGCUUUGUGCUUUUUGUUGUCAUCGUCCCCGCACAUGCUCAGCCGUAACCGGGAUACACGUAAACACUGGAGUUCACUCAAGUACCUUUUUGUAAUUCUCUCUCUGGCGCAAAACAGUGCUCGCUCUAGGACUGCUGUUACACAGCGGACUGUUAGAUACACGUCUCAAAAGUUCUUAUAUCUGAGGUGAGGCUUUUGUUUGGACUGGGUACAACAGAGCCCCGCUGAGUCAACUCAGUCUGUUUAGUUCUCAAGUAUUGCUGUAGCAUUGUUCUGUAGUGGCUGAAACCACGAGCGGCCCCGCGGUCCGAACACAAAGACUGAAGACUCGUAUUGAUUUCUAAAUAAUGUUGCUUUAAAGUGAUUUCCUUGUAUGCCUGUCAUGUAUAGACCUCGUCAUGGGUUUUUUGCUUGCAAUGCAAAUCGCAUUUUUUCUUUUUAUAUUAUUACUAACAGUACGAGUAUUUUUCUAUGUCUGAGCAAUGGACUUAAACAUGCCACUGUCAUUUUGUAUAUCUGCACCUCUGCUCUCUUUAAACUCGUAGUGCCCUUAUGCAAACACCCAGCCAUUGCUACUUCUGCUGUAGGUGAUUGAUCUAACGACACAGCGAUGGGUUGAUGGAUUGAUGACUGUGCUGAGCCUCUUUAGGACACAAAAAGUGGUAGACAUAAGAUUGGACUUUUUGCUUUCAUUUUGUCUUUUAAGUUGUUGUUUUUUUUUCUAGGUUGUACUGUACAAGGACUCCCAAAGCACUGCUAGUGCUAGAGAGGCAGUGUUGAAUCUGCGUUAAAUACAAGUUAAACGAUGACCAAUAUGCAAGAGGAAUGACAAAACACUACUGCUGUACAGGGAGGGUUUUUCUUUUUCAUCCAUGUAAUCACUGAGAUGACAAAGCUAGCAUCACUGGUUUUGUAUUUUGAUUUUCAAGCUUGAUAAUAUCCUAAAUGUCACCCUGGUCAGUUGUUGUCUUUUUUUCUUUAUUUUUUUCAUUGGACAGUUGUAAUAUUUGCAAGUUGUGGUCUGUGUAGUCAAAAUAAUUCUUUAUGUAGUGCAGGAAAAACACGUCUUAAAAGUCAUUUGUAAUUUAUUGGAUUACUUUCUAUGAAGUUCUAUAGAGGAAAUUGAGGUUUAAUUAUUUUUAUUAAACAUAUUCUUCUGACUAUCAA
Messenger RNA from Sebastes umbrosus (honeycomb rockfish), 12425 nucleotides. RefSeq names its product chromodomain helicase DNA binding protein 9 (gene chd9). Bases 463 to 9498 code for a protein of 3011 amino acids. Lineage: Eukaryota; Metazoa; Chordata; Actinopteri; Perciformes; Sebastidae. The record is from RefSeq and is a predicted model, not a curated record. The transcript has 39 exons. Gene Ontology annotation, molecular function: ATP-dependent chromatin remodeler activity; ATP binding; protein binding.